Liolophura sinensis is the source of this 5199-nucleotide messenger RNA. Its product is annotated as cell adhesion molecule 2-like. The coding region runs from base 3770 to 4096 and encodes 108 amino acids. The record is from RefSeq and is a predicted model, not a curated record. The transcript is spliced from 10 exons. Lineage: Eukaryota; Metazoa; Mollusca; Polyplacophora; Chitonida; Chitonidae.
GUGUUGGAUGUGUAUUUGCUCAUGUGAAGACACAGUGUUGGAUGUGUAUUUGCUCUUGUGAAGACACAGUGUUAGAUGUUUAUUUGCUCAUGUGAGGACACAGUGUUAGAUGUUUAUUUGCUCAUAUGAGGACACACUGUUAGAUGAUUAUUUGCUCUUGUAAAGACACUGUGUUAGAUGUUUAUUUGCUCAUGUGAGGACACAGUGUUAGAUGUUUAUUUGCUCUUGUGAAGACACAGUGUUAGAUGUUUAUUUGCUCUUGUGAAGACACAGUGUUAGAUGUUUAUUUACUCAUGUGAAGACACAGUAUUAGAUGUUUAUUUGCUCAUGUGAGGACACAGUGUUAGAUGUUUAUUUGCUCAUGAGAAGACACAGUGUUAGAUGUGUAUUUGCUCAUGUGAAGACACAGUGUUAGAUGUUUAUUUGCUUAUGUGAAGACACAGUGUUAGAUGUUUAUUUGCUCAUGUGAGGACACAGUGUUAGAUGUGUAUUUGCUUAUGUGAAGACACAGUGUUAGAUGUUUAUUUGUUUAUGUGAAGACACAGUGUUAGAUGUUAAUUUGCUCUUGUGAAGACACAGUAUUAGAUGUUUAUUUGCUCAUGUGAGGACACAGUGUUAGAUGUUUAUUUGCUCAUGUGAGGACACAGUGUUAGAUGUUUAUUUGCUCUUGUGAAGACACAGUGUUAGAUGUUUUUUGCUCAUGUGAGGACACAGUGUUAGAUGUGUGUUUGCUCAUGUGAUUACACAGUGUUAGAUGUUUAUUUGCUCAUGUGAAGACACAGUGUUAGAUGUUUAUUUGCUUAUGUGAAGACACAGUGUUGGAUGUUUAUUUGCUCAUAUGAACAUAGUGUUAGAUGCUUAUUUCCUCAUGUAAAGACACAGUGUUAGACAUUUAUUUGCUCUUGUGAAGACACAGUGUUAGAUGUUUUUUUGCUCAUGUGAAGACACAGCGUUAGAUGUUAUUUUGCUCAUGUGAGGACACAGUGUUAGAUGUAUGUUUGCUUAUGUGAAGGCACAGUGUUAGAUGUUUAUUUGCUUAUGUGAAGACACAGUGUUAGAUGUUUAUUUGCUCAUGUGAAGACACAGUGUUAGAUGUCUAUUUGUUUAUGUGAAGACUCAGUGUUAGAUGUUUAUUUGCUCUUGUGAAGACUCAGUGUUAGAUGUUUAUUUGCUCUUGUGAAGACACAGUGUUAGAUGUUUAUUUGCUCAUGUGAGGACACAGUGUUAGAUGUUUAUUUGCUCAUGUGAAGACACAGUGUUAGAUGAUUAUUUGCUUUUGUGAAGACACAGUGUUAGAUGUUUUUUUGCUUAAGUGAAUUACGAAAUGUAGCAGUUUAACGUAAGCGGUAGACCACAGAUACAAGAACACGUUAUAUUUUAGAAUACAGACAGGGUGGCCCUCACAUUAACAGUGUAUUGUGUAUACAAAUACUAUUCUGAAAAAAAAUAAUUGACAUAGUUCACCUGUAUCAGUAACGUGGGAAUACCGUAGGCUCUACAGUAUAUACUUUUCACUCCAAAAAGCAAGUGGGCAAUAUAAAGACUGUUAUACAUGUGGGCAAUGGCUGUUGUACUCAAGGUUCAGUAGUUUACAAAAGGAUAAACACGUCCAACUUUGCGUUGAGAGGGCCUAAAUCUAGGUUACCUGUAGGGUCAUAUUCGAUGUAACCUUUUAAUUUUCAUGCUAACAGAGUGGUUUAGGUAGGGAUUGCUAGUAGAUGGAAUAAACGGAACGAAUGUAGGUCAUUCACCUAACAAAGUUUGACAAAAUAAGCCCAACCUGUUAUACAUGUGCGUAAGGUGAUUUCCAGGCGUUACCCAGCGAGUAAACAUCAGGUGCACAACACGAAAAAUGUAAAUCUGUAAGAGACAAAUGGGAGAGACAAGAGCAAGGCGGUAUUUUUUGUCUACAUUUGCCUGUCUGUACCAAUGUAAGUAUUACUGGUAUAAAGUAACCAAUAACAGAGAGACAAUCUAAGAGCUAAGACGAGCGAGGUAUAAAUAAUUAAAAGCGUGUGAAACCUUUACCAUUGGUGAAUGUGUACCACGCGAUAAAAUGCAUAUUAAAAUGUUUAAGCGGUUGAAAUAGUUUUAACGUAUAGACAAAUAUAACUGAUGUAAAUAUCCAUUGGUGAUGUCCAUGUUACAGUGGUGUAUGUCCUCAGUCUUUCAAUCACACCGCCGGUGGAUGUUUUCUCGGGUCGUCCAUUUACCCUAGAGUGUAAGGUAACCAGACCGACAGGUGACAGGUCUGUUCUCACCUGGAGCCGUCAUGUUGGUUCGUCCUCAUCCCCUAUAUACAACAGCCGUGAGUGUACAUCAUCAAUACAGCUAUCAUCACAAUCACCAGCUGGGCUAUCAGGGGGAUGUCAACACGUCAACGGUGAAGAGGUUUACACAGUGACGAUACAGAACGUCACUGAAGACACGGGCCGGGGCAGAUGGUUAUGUCAGUUUACACUCAGGGUAGCUAAUGUUACUCUGGAUGUUCAAGUAUUAUCUGUUGCUGGCCUGUCAAUCACACCACCAGGUGAUGUCGUGGCCGGUCGUCCAUUUACCCUAGAGUGUAAGAUAGCCAGACCGACAGGUGACAGGUCUGUUCUCACCUGGACCCGUGAUGAUGGUCAAACCACAUCCCGUAUAUACGCCACCCGUGAGUGUACACCUCCAAUACAGCUGUCAUCACGAUCACCAGCCGGGUUAUCAGGGGAAUGUCAACACGUCAACGGUGAGGAGGUUUACACAGUGACGAUACAGAACGUCACAGAAGACACAGGCCAGGGUAGAUGGAGCUGUCAGCAUAACGCACGAAUUGUGUAUUUAAGACUGGAUAUCAAAGUUAUGGUAAUCCGUGUCACGCUAAGCAACUCUCCACAAACAGUCUUAGCUGGCAGUCCCACGACCUUUACCUGUGUGACAUCGGCCAGUAAACCUCAGGCCUGUAUAAGGGCGUACAUACGGAGUUCUGGCAAUGUUCGGAUGGUAGACCCGGGUAACUGUAACCAGGACUCCAACUCAGUGCAGACCGCAACCCGGACAUUGACGUUUACUGCUUAUGCAGAGGAGAACGGAGCUGAGCUGUACUGUAAUGCCUCCAACAGUGUUACGGAUCCUCCUGUACGCUCCCAAGUCUACACACUCAAUGUACACUUUACUCCGAGGAUCAACUGUAAGCAAAGCGAAGUGACUGUCUUCCAAGGUCAACGAAUCAAAAUAGAGUGUGACGUCACAGCCAAUCCAGUAGCACGAGUAUCCCUGGUUAGGAAUGGGAACAAGAUGAACAGCACUUUCACAACCACGCCCGAUCCUACUCGGCGUGACGUCACCAUAUCAACAUCCGAAAUUGAAAUCACCAAACAGAUGUCUUCUGGGAUAUAUCAAAUCGAGGCAACAAACAGCGCAGGCUCUUCUUGGACGGAAGUUGAAAUUACUCUCAUAGAAAGCCACUUCAUCCCGAAGACACUAAAGGUCAUAUCUUGCAUCAACAAAAAAUGCCACCCUUGUCUGGGCGUCAGGCAUUGACGACUCCGUGCUGGAAUACUACAAACUGGAGUACAAAAACAACCGAGGAGACUGGAAGGAAGAACUAGUCAGAAAUCCUGGAAGAGUAAAACUUGUCGAGACUACAUUAGAUGGUCUACAGCCUGGCGUGUUAUACGAGUUCAGACUUCAGCCUGACUUAAAGAUACCCUUGUCGGAAUAUGCCACGGCUGAGUGUACCAUUGAAAAAGAGAACAACACUCCUGACACAGGUCUCAGUAAGGCGGCCAUGUUUGGUGUGGGGUUUGUAGCAGGUAUCCUCCUCCUAGCUCUCUUCGGUGUUUCUGUUAUUUGUUGGCUCCGGAGAAAGACAAAGUUAAAAUCCACCAAAGAUCACCGUGUUGAAAAUCAGCAGGCUGCAGACCAAGUCUUGAGAAUCGUUGAACAUAGUGUUGCGGAAGAAACCCCAGACGCCGUACUGCCUCCAACUGGCCAUUAUGAAGAUCUGGACACUUUCUCUCAGCCAGGUCCCAAUUACGAGGUUCUCACUGGCAUGGCACCAUCUUCACAAAGAACCCCAGGAAACAGCGAUUACGAAAAUUCCACUGUGUUAUGAAGAUUCUGUGUACUGUUAUUUGUUUCUGUGAACACACUGCAAGCAAUUAAUGUAUGUUACUUGCUUACUUCUCGUUGAUACUUGCUUGCAUCCAUAUGAGAUCACAGUGAACUGUUGGUGAAUACAAAAUUAAGUACUACUGUUAUUAUUUACUCAAGUACAGUGCUAGAUGUUUAUUUGCUCGUGUGAGGACACAGUGCUAGAUGUUUUUUUACUCUUGUGAAAACACAGUGUUAGAUGUUUAUUUGCUCAUGUGAGGACACAGUGUUAGAUGUUCAUUUGCUCAUGUGAGGACACAGGAAGGACAUAGGGCAUAGUGUUAGAAGUUGAUUCCCUCAUGUGAGAACACAGUGCUAAAUGUUAGUUUGAUCGUGUGAGAAUGCAUUGCUAGAUGUUAGUUUGAUCGUGUGAGGACACAGUGUACUGCUUCUUACCUGCUCUUUAGAAGACAAUAUGUACUGCUUGUUACCUGAACAUUUGAACAAACGGUGUACAUCCUUUUACCUACUCCUACGGUAUACACAUAUUUAAAGACAUCAUGUAGUAGUUGAUAUCUGAUCCUAAGUAGAGAGCGUGUACUGAUUGUAACCUGUCCAAUCUGUCCGUUGUAACCUGUCCAAUGUGUCUAAUGUUUCCAGUGUAACCUGUCCAAUCUAUCCAUAUUUACUUACCAGAGAAUUAUAUUCAUUGCAAAAACUUUAAAAUUAAAAAAAAAUUAAAAUGAAAGCGUUUGAUGGAAUAACCUCAAUGUACAAUUUGUUUGCAGUAAUACCUUGUGACGUUGAUUGAAACUGUCACAAAACACACGAUGUAAGAAAUGACACGAGGCGCGAUAUGCACACGCCAUAUGCAGGACCCUUCGGAUUAUAGCUGUCCGAGUAAGGAUAAUUUACAAUGUCAGAAUUAAAACUAUCCUUCUUUUCGUACAGUCUGCGAGAGAGAAAACCGUUUUGGUAUUUAUACGAAUAUAUUUUCUGUGCAUGGAUUGUUUAAAGCUAGCAGAUUAUCAAUAUAGUUUAGUGAAUGAGAAAGAUCGGUCCUGGUGAGGAAUUUACUCUGAUAGUUUCUGCAUAUAGUCGUAUUCAUACGAGACCAGGUAUAGG